UCUCUCUCACUCUCUCUGUAAUCUUUUAUAUAAACUUUUUUUUUUUUCAUUACAAUCUUAGAUUUUCUUAUAUUUCACUUAAAAUCAUGAAAGCUAAAGAAAUGAAGAAAGAGAGCAACUUAGCAAGGUUGGUGAAAUCUCCGGUUCGUUUCUUGAUCAUGGCACGUGACGCUUACAUACGUAGCAUGACGUCAUGUUCCGCCGGUUUCAUCCGCGGUGGUGGUGGCUCCAGCGGUUUUGGCUUACCGGCCGGUAAUUUCCAAAUCUGCGAAGCACCGAGCACUCUUCUCCCUCGUAGCUUCACCCUGAAUUCCGCCACGACAACACGUGAACGUUGCCGGUUUGUCACAAGCUGCUCACGUGGCGCCGGCAGCGGAGAAAUCACGGUGGAAACGGCGGCGAUGAGACGACAAAUGGAUCUCCGGAGAAAUUACAGUUGUAUGGUUAUGGGAAGGAUCGAUGAAGAGAAGGCACUCUGAAAGAUUCGAACUUGGGACAUGACACUACUUUAGAGACUACAUAACCACUAGACUAACCAGUUUCUUAAUAAUAUGGGUCUAAAAUCUUUGUUAUAUUUUGUGGCCUAAAGCGCUUUAUAGGUGGGUCGGGCCUGUCGUUCGGUGUUUCUUUUUGUUGUUGUUAUAGCAUUUGUAUGUCUUUCUAUUUUCCUUGGCGUAAUAUUGGUGUAAUGUAAAGUGUUUCGAAGAGUUCUUAUGUGUUUGCGCAUGACUAAGUGUUUUGAUCCAAGUGUUUCUCGAACAGUUUUGGCCUGUUUUGACUAAGUGCUUCGACUAACGUGUGAUUUGCCUAAGUGCUUCGAGUAAGGUGUGAGUUUUACCUAAAUGUUUCGGCUCGAGUGUUUCGACUAAGUUAGUGAGUUUUGCGAGUUUUGCCUAUGUCUUCGACAAAGGUGUGAGUUUUUUGCCUAACUGUUUCGACUAUAGUGUGAAUUUUGCCUAAGGGGGUGU
Arabidopsis lyrata subsp. lyrata is the source of this 968-nucleotide messenger RNA. RefSeq lists its product as uncharacterized. NCBI's taxonomy places the organism in Eukaryota, Viridiplantae, Streptophyta, Magnoliopsida, Brassicales, Brassicaceae. The record is from RefSeq and is a predicted model, not a curated record. Bases 87 to 479 code for a protein of 130 amino acids. The transcript has 2 exons.